AUGAUCCACAGAGAUCCUGAGCUUGAGAACAGGUUCUGUCAGGUCAGUGAUGGCACAGGGGCUUUAAUAACAAUUACAGAAAAAUCCACGGCAAAGGAAUCCAAAGAAGGGUCCGGUAGAAAUCAGAGUCAGAUGAUCCAGAGGUCAGGGCAGGCAGCAAUCAGCAAAAUACAGAGAGCAGGCAAA
Molecule: messenger RNA, 186 nt
Organism: Pelobates cultripes (western spadefoot toad)
Lineage: Eukaryota; Metazoa; Chordata; Amphibia; Anura; Pelobatidae
Source: the annotation of a GenBank genome assembly